Funneliformis geosporum is the source of this 4047-nucleotide messenger RNA. Lineage: Eukaryota; Fungi; Glomeromycota; Glomeromycetes; Glomerales; Glomeraceae. The record is from the annotation of a GenBank genome assembly.
AUGGCUACUCUACGAAAACGAAGACCUAGCAGAAAAGUCACAAAUACUGAUUUUGAGUAUGAAUUAGGUUCGUCGAGCGAACAAGAGAUCAACGCAAGCUCACAAAAUACUGUCGUGAGCGAACAAAAUGAUAGCGACUCAAGUUAUCGUGAAGGACAGGAAUUUUUUUCAGAAAUACAGCGGGAGCAAUAUAUAAAGUUAAGGGAAGAGAUAUUAUUCAAUCAAGAGUCGGAAAGUGAAAAGUUUAUACGAAAAUGGAAAACUACCGACCCGGGACUUUGUUGCGUUUGUCUAGAUGAAGAUGCAACAAAAGACAAUGUCCUUGUUUACUGUGAUGGCUCUGAAUGUGAUGUCGUCGUUCAUCAAGAAUGCUAUGGAAUUACGCUACUCCCAGAGAAGGAAGAUCCAUGGUAUUGUGAUCGUUGUAUUGCGUUGUCUUCGGAGAUAGUGAGCUGCGUUUUGUGUCCCAAUAAAAAUGGAGCUUUUCGAAAAAUAAAGACUACUUAUGAGGCCAAAGAACCAUCUGUUUGGGUUCACAUAUUAUGCGCCUUUUGGAUGCCGGGCAUGCAUAUUGGCACGGCUGCCAACUUGAGAGACAUUCAAGUUGUGAAUGUCGAUCCAAAGAACUGGGGUAAAAAAUGCCACGUCUGCAACAGUGAAGAAGGAGCGGCAAUACAUUGUGAUGCUGGACAGUGUAAGAAUUGGGUUCACGCAACCUGUGCUGUGGCCUUUGGGCUUACCGAAUACUACUGCAAACAUCAUGGGCCAAAUGAUCAUCCUCGACAAAACAAAAUCGAAAAAUGGAUACGAAAGCGGGACGAAUUCCUUGCUGACGAAUACUCCAAACUCUCGGAAGACCGUAUUACUAAAUUUCAGGACAGAGCGCCCGGUGAAAAUAUUCGAGAAAUUUUCCAAGACACGUAUGCUGAGUACACCUCACAACGAGAGUUACUAAUUACGGACUUUCGACGACGAAUCGUGCAGCAAUCAUCAAAACAUAAUUCCCUUAUUGACGCUAAGGAAAAGGCAGUGAAAAACGUUAAAGAUUUUCGGGCAAAAAUCCCUAUAGUGAAGAACGAACAUAAAGCAUUAAAAAGUUAUUUUGAUAAAGCAAGUGAGGCCGUCAUAUCUUUGAUCCCACAAAUGCGGGACAUUAAGUUCGAGACUAAUGACGAAGCAAUGAAACUCGAAACCUUAAUGGAAUCGAUUACGACAACGAAAAAUAUUCGUUGGACUAAAGAAGCAAAAAGGAACGCAAAAAACAUCAAAAUAAAUCAGCUCAGCACAGGCGAGGUUAAAUCCUUAAACAUCAAAAGUAUUAUUAUGGCAUUGGCCAGAGCGGCCAAAGAAGAAAAAGAAAAGGCCCGUCAAAAAGGGCGACGAAGUGGAUUCAAGGGUAGGGGCAGGCCCAAGGCACCAAAUAAAGUAAAAGAAAAAGAAAAGGCCGUAGGUCAAGAAGAAACUCCGGAAGGAGAUGAAGGUGAAGAACAACCAUCAACAAAGAGAACAACAAGAUCUCGGGUCGCAAGUGUUAAAGGAAAGUCAAAGCAAAUCGAAGAUGAAGGGAACACACAAAAAGGUAAUGUACCGGCGGACAAUAUCAACGCGCCAAAAUCACCAAAAGUUCGGUCAGAUGCAAAGAGAGGACCAAAAAGAAAGCGUGAAGAAGAAGCAACUUCUGAAGAUCUUACUCAAAAACAGUCAACAGAUAUUAAUACAGAAGAUCAGACUGAGUUAUCAAAGAAAAAGCGAGUCCAAAAUCUUUCUACGAAUGCUCAAUCUACCGAUAUGAUUGAAGGUCAAGUAAAUACUGAGACAUCAACCGUUUCAUCAAAGAAGAAUACCAGAAAAGGUAAAAGGAAACGAUCUUCAGAUGUUCCAUCUGACAAUGCCGUCGAAGGAACCUCUAGUAAUAAUGACAAUAAAAACGAUCAAGCGUUGGCAUCAGUUAAAUCUGACGAAGUUAUAGAAUCCAUUCCAGUAAAGAGACAAUAUAAGAGAACGAGAAAACCUGCCAAUAAAAAAAAGAGCGGACAAACAUCAAAAAAGGGUACUUCCAAUGAUCAAGAAGUUUCAUCUUCCGCCCAAGAUGAACAAACAUCAGAAACAGUUCAAUCAGUUCAAGAUAGUCCGUCCACAACAUCCAAUGAAAACAUGAACACGUGCGUUCCUAACGAGCCGGUCUUGGUAACUAGAGUUGAACCAAAGAUGGUCUUCAAAAGACGACGACGACGUAAAGUAGCUCCGGCUAGUCCUAAGCCAAAACCAAAACUUCGUCCUAUUGCACCAAAGGAAGGUUUCCCUGUUGUUCUCAAUAUCAAACAAAAGUGCUCCGAAAGUGAAGAUAUGGAAUAUACAACUAAUGAAGUUAUAGAAAGUACUCCAAACCCCUGUGAAAAUUUUAACAUUAGUACUAUAACACCUGAAUACAUUACCCAACAAGAAAGUAUCAGUAUAAUCAAUGAAGAAGUCUCCUUUAACAAAAGAAGCGGUGGACUUCUUGGUAUUAGCAAUUUACUAAAUCCUGUGGAAGACUCUCCUUCAAGCACUUCAACUAUCUAUGAAACUUCUGCUCAAACUUAUCUUUAUGAGGCAGCCAAUGCGAGUGUCACUAACCAAAGUUAUUUCGGUAGUAAUGAACGAUUGUAUCAGAAACCUGCUCCCAGUACUAACAUUGCAAUAACUCAAAGCAUUGGAUAUGGCAGUAUUACUGAUAACAGUGUGAAUACAACUUCUCUCCAGCAGAACUAUUUUAUGGCAGAAUCAAGCUCCAAACAAAUGGCAUUUGGAGUUCCAUUGACGACACACGCAAGCGUUAGUGAAAGUAGAUCAAAUACAUUUACAAAUUCAUUUGCUAACCAAGAACUUAAUAUACCUUAUUCGAAUCCUUUUAUUGCCACUGCCACAAAUUAUACGCCCUUUCAUUCAACAACUCAAAUGGACACAAGAACUUUUACAAGUUCAUAUGUACCAAUGAACCAAAAUGAUUCAAUUACGACGUUUACAAGUCCCUAUGAAGGCACCGGCGCAUUCAAUAAUGUAACAAGCAAUGUUCAAGCUCCAGCCGUGAACACUUCUAAUAUCAAUGGAUUAGAUGCACUUGUCACAGCGGCUGAAUUUGUUGAAAGAAUUCCUGGAUCUUCUGAACUUUCUCCAUUUGUACCAGAAGAUGUUGACGAAAUCCAGGAUAAAGCAACAACAGAAACUUCACAGGAUCAAUCUCAAAUUCACGAUGCACACGAGGACGUUUAUAAUGAAUCUUGUUCUAGUGUACAAGUUAAUUCCCAUUCAACUGUUUCACCAUCUUCAGAAAAAGAAGUUGUUAACCAUUACCAAUCGGAAAGCGCAGAUUUCUUAAAUUUUGCUGAUCCAAAUACACGCGCCAGUGAUAUGACGAUUGACAACGAAACACCUAGAUCUUCAGAAGAUCAUGAUGCUCAAAAUGUCGAAACUAUUGUUCCAUCAAAAGGUGAAGAUUCAAAGGAAGAACCAACUACAUUAACACAAGAUACACUGGAAGUGGCAGGUACUCCAGAUACGGUAGAUACUGCAGACACUGCAAAUAAUGAAGAACAGCUAAUGCCUGCACAAAACACAAAAUUGAGAAGGAAACGAGUGCCAGCUAUUGGUGGAACAAGGAAGAAAGCUGGACGAAAACCAAAAGCCAAGUCUGUAGAGGAAGAAGUUAUACAGCCUCGGACGCCUCCUAUACCACAACCAGAUUGUACAGUGUGCCAACUCUCAAGUCCGCCGGAAAACGAUCAACCUUCAGCAACCUAUAUCAAACCAAAUCGUGCAAGAGAAUCAAUGUUACAUAAAGGAAGAGAUAAAGUCAACCGAAUGGUUCGUUGUGGAUACUGUAGCAAAUGGUACCAUUUAGCCUGCAUGGUCCCUCCUAGGCGUACAAUGCCCACGGGUGGGUAUGUUUGGCGAUGUGCAGAGUGCGACCAUCCAUCUAGUGUCAAUUCCACGAGUGUUGAACCUUCUGGUCAUUCGGCCUCUGCAAGUUCCACCAAAAAGUGGAACUUAAGAUCUGCGACCAAAUAA